UAAUGUAAAAUUUCGAGUUGCCACAUUCUAAAUUAUUUUGGUACAUCUAAGAGAUGUAUAAAUAACAUUUGAUAGAUGAUCAUGAAAAAUAACAAUUGAAAGGUAUGAAGCCAUUCAAUUUUGAUAGAAAAAGUAAUAAUUGAGUAAGUGGAAAUUUUUCAAUAUCUUGAAUAGUAUGAGCAAAAGAAGGAUGACGAAUUGCUCUCUUAAUAACUCAUUUCCUUAGUUAGGUAGAAAGAUUUAGCAGAAUUAUUUGGAUUAAAUAUCAGGAGGACUCUAUAUCGUAUAAAUUAAUUUUAUUUCUAGAUGAUAAUUCAGAAUAUGAAUUUCCAGGCAAGGUACAACGCUCUCCUAAUUCCGGCCCCAAAUCAAGAUAGUCAGAAGACCUUUUGCCACCUGAAUUCUGAA
This is a messenger RNA of Paramecium pentaurelia, 408 nucleotides long. Lineage: Eukaryota; Ciliophora; Oligohymenophorea; Peniculida; Parameciidae. The record is from the annotation of a GenBank genome assembly.